Messenger RNA from Lactuca sativa (garden lettuce), 810 nucleotides. RefSeq lists its product as uncharacterized. Lineage: Eukaryota; Viridiplantae; Streptophyta; Magnoliopsida; Asterales; Asteraceae. Gene Ontology annotation, molecular function: protein dimerization activity. The record is from RefSeq and is a predicted model, not a curated record.
AUGUAUGACAUUUUACACCUCACGAGUACAUUGUCAAAGCAACUUCAAAGAAAAGUUCUAGACAUUUUGGAAGCGGCUUUGAUGGUUAGAGGGACAAUGGAGGCAUUGCAAUCUUUUAGAAACAUAGGGUUUGCUAGCAUUUUGCCAAAAGUAUCCUCCUUUUGUCAAACACACGAAAUUGAUACUUUAGAUAUGGAAGAGUUGUAUAUUGGUGUGAGAAACCGUAGGACUACAAAGACUAAUAGGUUUCAUUUUGAGGUUGAAAUCUUCAACACGGUGGUAGAUAUGCAACUUACAGAAUAUCAGGAUCGAUUUAGUGAAAUAAGCACCCAAUUACUAGAAUACAUGGGUGCUUUGAGCCCUUGUGAUUCAUUUGCACAAUUUGACAAAUCAAAGUUAUUGAAGUUGGGUAAGUUAUACAAGUAUGACUUUGAUGAUUCGAAUAUGAUAGACCUCGAAGGACAACUUGAGAUAUUUUAUCACUCUUGCAUCAAAGAUGAGCGCUUCACUAGUUUGAAAGGAAUUUUCGACCUUUCUCAUUUGAUGGUUAGUACGGGGAAGCAUCGGUCUUAUCCUUUGGUUUAUAAGCUUUUAAAGUUGGCUUUGAUAUUAACCGUAGCGACCGCAAGUGUAGAAAGAUGUUUUUCAAAGAUGAAGCUCUUGAAGACCGCCUUGCAUAACAAAAUUGGUGAUGAAUUUUUGAACGACACAUUGCUUUGUAUUGUCGAGACAGAAGCACUUGCGAAAGUUGAGAAUGAAAAAGUAACGGAGCGGUUUCAAAAGAUGUCUGUACGAAGAGGACAAAUUUAA